CUCUCAUACUCGUCUGCCUCAUAUUUUCAUUCCAAACCUAAAACGUCGUCAUAGUUCAAGUCGCCUUCGUACGACUAGGUGACUUGUGUGCUAGUACGGUUUUUUCCCCCAUUCGUCUGGAGCUCGUCGUAUAGUCGAUAUAGGAUGGGUUCGACAGUGUUGGUCGGAACCUCUUUAUCCGCGCUCGGUAACAGUCGCACAGCCGCCAGUCUGCGACUCUCCUCACUUUCUUGCGUCGCCUGCGAUUUACUUCUCGCUUGCUCGUCUCGUCUUCGCUUAGGUAGCUCCGCUGGUAGCGGAUUUCCCAUCUCUGUAUCCGACAGGCACCGGACACCGCUCUUACGGCGUCGAAAAAGAACCGUUCCUCAAGCGAUCAGUCAGCUGCGGAACGACGGACACGUGGCGUCCAAUAAUAGGCCGUCGACAGAUGGACAGAAAGGACCCGCCACCCUUAGGGUGGCGGAGUCGCAGCCUGACGGAGUUAUCGGCCGGGGUCGAAAUGCUAAUAGCAGUUCUUUAGCUCGUAACGUUCGUGUUGAUAGCACUGCUGCAGUGGCGUUUGUUGAUUCGCCGAGCGAGGAGGACACGAGUCGCGAGAAAGACGGAAAAGCGGUCUCGGAUGGCGUGGUGCUGACGUGUACUACGUUCAACAUGCUCGCGCCUAUUUUCAAGCGGAUCAACAGAGAGGGCCAGAGAGAGAGCGAGUUCCGGGAGCUGUGGCUUCCGCGAAGCGAGCGAAUUCUGGAAACCCUAGUGGCGACGGGCUCGUCCAUCGUGUGCCUGCAGGAGUGCUGGCUGUCGCACCCCGAGUGGGUCCGCCUCUUCGACUCCGCUCUUGGCGCUGCUGGUUACCGCACACUGAAGCUACCGCGCACCAACAACAGAGGAGACGGCCUAAUGAUCGCCGUGAAGAACGAGCAGUGGCGCGUGGUGGACUACCAGCAGCUGCUCUUCCACGACUGUGGCGAUCGUGUGGCUCAGAUCGUCCGGCUGAGAUCCAAGGGGCGGCUGGGGGGAAAGAAAGAGGGAGAGGAGGGCGGGCAGGAGGAGCAGCAGGAGGAGGAGGAAGACCUGCUGGUGGUGAACACGCAUCUCCUGUUCCCCCACGACGCCAACUCGAACAUCAUUCGCCUCUGCCAGGUGUACAAGCUCUUGGAGCGAGUGGAGCAGUGCAGAUCAGAGCAGAGUGGCAGACCCGCCCCGGUUAUCCUGUGCGGUGAUCUGAACGGCACCAAGGAGGGCAACGUGUACAAGCUGCUGCGCUCACAGGGCUUCCUCUCCUCCUAUGACACAGCACACCAUCUCAAUGACGUGGAUGAAAAGGUAGAUGACGUGGAUGAGAAGGUAGCUGACGUGGAUGAGAAGUGGGUGAGCCACCGCAGCCACAGAGGAGAUGUGUGCGGGGUGGACUAUGUGUGGAUGCUCAACGCCAGCACGCCCAUGAGCAACCCCGUUUUAAACUGGCGGAAAGCAGUGUUCGGGUUAAUCAAGUCGAAGCUUCUAGCAGCAGGAAUCACGGACGCGCGCCACGCCUUUCAAUUCUUUGCCACAGCCGGCGACACCUCCCCCUACGAGCACACCGUGUGCUUCACCGACCCAAACGCCACCGGCGCUGUUGACAUCAGCGUGGAUUACGGGCGGCAGCAGGGUGAUACCAAUGCGAUCGAGAAGAGUGAGAGUGAGAGUGAGAGUGGUGAGGAGGAGGACGAGGAGGCGUGGCGCUUCUACGACAGUGACGAGGAGGGCAGGGAGAGGCAGGAGUGCUGCAUCACUGCGUUCACCAUUGAGGACUUCCAGCUGGCUGUGGCGCAGCUGGGGCUAACCGGCGACAAUUCUAUUGGCCUGACAGAAGUUGAGGUGAUGGAGCUAAUGCAGGGGGCGGACACGGACGGGGACGGGUGGGUGGACUUCAACGAGUUCCAGGACAUGUUUCAGCAGCCCACGUGGGACUCCAGGGUCGACACUCUUAAGCAGUCCAUGGCUGCUUCCCUUGCUGCCUCCCUCGCCGCCACCUCUGCGACCUCCUCUGCUCCUGCCUCUGCAUCUGGCUCUGCUUCUGCCGCUGCUGCCUCUGUCGCUUCUGCAACUGCUGCUGCCACUGCUGCCACUGUUACCAGUGCCUCUCGCACUUCGUCCUCAGCACCUUUGUCUUCGUCUUCAGUGUCCAGCAGAAAUCUAAGUGGCUCGGUACAACAGGAGAGCCAGCAGCAGCAGCGGUGGGAGGAGAAGGAGCAGGCAGUGCUGCAGGGGGAGCAGCCGUAUUGGGAGAGUCGCAGGGGAUUGAAUGUGGAGGGUGAAGCCGCACAAAGGAGCAACCACUGCAGAGAUGGCAGCAGCAGCGCUGGUGCUGAUGCUGAUGCUGAUGCGACAAGGGCAAGUGGAGGAGAGGAAAUGGAGCGGGUGGGGAGUGGAAGCCAUUUUUUCGGCACUAACGCAGGAGGAAGCGUACCGGAAGGGUUGGGUGCAGUCGAGGAGUGUGAAAUAGAGCCGAGCAAUAGAGGAUUGAGUUUGUCUGUGUUGAAGGCUUCACUGUUCCCACCUGAGAUGGAGGAGGGGAGAUGGCCGGAGGAAUACACCUUGUCUGACCAUGCCGUGCUCACUGUGAUGUUUGGGAGGGAAAGGGAAGAGGUAAGGGAGUAACGUUUGUGUGGUAGAGAGGCGAUGUGAAAUGCUGAAAUUCAUGAUUAUUUUGUUUCUGGAGGCAGUUGAACCGAAUGGCAUGCGGCAAUGUUGCUGCAUGCAAUGUACUGGUAUAUGAGAAGAUGGAAGUCGUUAGUUACAUUUUGUUG
Molecule: messenger RNA, 2789 nt
Organism: Closterium sp. NIES-67
Lineage: Eukaryota; Viridiplantae; Streptophyta; Zygnematophyceae; Desmidiales; Closteriaceae
Source: the annotation of a GenBank genome assembly